AUCCAACUCCUCUAUUUGCGUUGCGAGGCGACGACGUGCCAACCACGAACAGAGGCGGCGCUGCAAAAUCUCGCGACCAAGCGGCGGCGGCGGCGGGAGAGAACGAGAGGUGACCGAUGGCGACGGGCGGCGCCGCCGGCGAGGACGUCCCCGGCGGCGGCGAGUUCUACCUGCGGUACUACGUGGGGCACAAGGGGAAGUUCGGGCACGAGUUCCUCGAGUUCGAGUUCCGCCCCGACGGCAAGCUCCGCUACGCCAACAACUCCAACUACAAGAACGACACCAUGAUCCGCAAGGAGGUCUUCGUCUCCCCCUCCGUCCUCCGCGAGGCCCGGAGGAUCAUCCAGGAGUCCGAGAUUAUGAAGGAGGACGACAACAACUGGCCAGAGCCCGACCGCGUGGGGAGGCAGGAGCUCGAGAUUGUUAUGGGCAACGAGCACAUCUCCUUCACCACCUCCAAGAUUGGCUCCCUCGUCGACGUCCAGACCAGCAAGGACCCUGAGGGCCUCCGCAUCUUCUACUACCUCGUCCAGGAUCUGAAAUGUUUCGUGUUUUCACUCAUCAAUCUCCACUUCAAGAUCAAGCCUAUUCAAUCUUGAGCUCCUUUCAGUCUCUUAAUUGUGUUAUGGCCAGUUUUAGAGAAUUCUGUAUUAUUAUGUAUGAUCCAGCGGGUUAACCAUGGUGGUGGGGUGUUUGUGGAACAGAGGGUGGAAUCUUAAUACUUUGGUGCCUGGGAUUGUUGUUGGAUUGUGCAAGCUUUGGGUGCUCGUUACUCAAGUAGUGAUAUUUAUUAUUGUGAAAUCUUUUUCUACUCCAAGGAGUCUCUCCCUGAAGUAGCAUUGCUGUUUUCA
This is a messenger RNA of Oryza sativa Japonica Group (Japanese rice), 851 nucleotides long. The record is from RefSeq and is a predicted model, not a curated record. NCBI's taxonomy places the organism in Eukaryota, Viridiplantae, Streptophyta, Magnoliopsida, Poales, Poaceae.